Molecule: messenger RNA, 5342 nt
Organism: Capra hircus (goat)
Lineage: Eukaryota; Metazoa; Chordata; Mammalia; Artiodactyla; Bovidae
Gene: COBLL1
Product: cordon-bleu WH2 repeat protein like 1
Exons: 15
Coding region: 448-4131 (1227 amino acids)
Molecular function (GO): actin monomer binding
Source: RefSeq, a predicted model, not a curated record
UUCCCAGGGCGUUUUGUUUGUGCGAACUCGGCCGGCGGAGCCCGGGAUCGCGCUGCCGGCGUGGCGGCUGUGCCUGUGCGCCUCGCCCCGCUCCUCCUCCUUCCAGCCUGGGCAGCUCCGCUCCCUCCCCGAGAGGCGCCAAAUGGCUACCCAGUAACCUCGCGGGGCGGGGGCUGCAGCGCCGCCUCCUGCCGCCACCGCUCCCGGCGGCCGCUAGACCCGGCGGCGGCGCUGCCCGCGGGCGGGGAGCCGGGCCCGCAGGUGGAAGCGCGCCCUGAAGGCGGGCGGGCGGGUCCCGGGCUGGGGGCGGCUCGGGCGGGCUCUUGUGCAGCCAGCCCCGCUUGGGCCUCGGGGAAACGUGCGUCCCGCCCUGACCCGCCGGCCUCUCCUACUCCAGCAGUGACGCGCUGCCUCGGAGCCAGAGCCCGCGCAGCGCCCUUCAAGGCGAUGGACGGCCGAGCCCCGCGCGUGCAGGACGCUCCGGCGGCGCUCCCGCCGGCCGCACCCGCAGGGAGAAAACCAAAAGCCAAGGCACCACUUCCUCCAGCUGAGACCAAAUGCCUUGAUGCCUCUUCAGUUGAUGAUUCCGUAGAAUCUUCUGCUUUUAUCAUGGAUCAGAAAGAGAACAUGAUGGAUAAAGACAUUGAACUCUUGGUGGUUCUACCUGGAGAUAUUAUCAAGUCUACUACUGUUAAUGGCAGUAAACCUAUGAUGGACUUGUUGAUUUUCCUCUGUGCACAAUAUCACUUAAAUCCAUCAAGUCACACAAUUGAUCUGCUCUCAGCUGAAAAGAACCCCAUUAAAUUUAAGCCAAACACACCAAUAGGAAUGUUGGAGGUGGAGAAAGUAAUUUUAAAGCCAAAAACUCUGGAUAAGAAAAAACCUACACCUCUAAUACCAGAGAAAACUGUGAGAGUAGUGAUCAAUUUUAAGAAAACGCAGAAGACAAUAGUGAGAGUUAGCCCACACGCACCACUUCAAGAACUUCUCACCAUUAUAUGCAGCAAAUGUGAGUUUGAUCCAUUACACACACAGUUGCUGAAGGACUAUCAGUCUCAGGAGCCCCUUGACUUGACGAAAUCUCUUAAUGAACUGGGACUGAGAGAAUUAUAUGCCAUUGAUGUCAGCAAAGCCACUUCUGUUACUGCCUUCAAUAAGUCAUCUUUACAAGAGUCCUGCCAAAUAUCACAAAACCUAGACCUUAUGAAGGAUAAAGAAAGUAAAGGGUUUUUCAGCUUAUUUCAACGCAGUAAGAAAAAGCGGGAGCAAACUGUCAGCGCCCCUGCGACUCCUCUAGUAAGUAAGCACCGGCCAACUUUUACAAAGAGCAAUACCAUUUCCAAGCAGUAUAUUUCAAACACCCUGCCGUCGGAUGCCCCCAAGAAGAGGCGUGCUCCACUGCCUCCAAUGCCAGGGCCUCAGAGUGCCCCCCAGGACCCUGCGCACAUUCAGGAGAGGCCAGCUUCUUGUAUGGUGAAAUCCCCGAGUGUGGAUGAAACAGAGGAGAGUUCCUAUGGAGCAGGCAGGGUGAGGACGGGUUCUCUGCAGCUCAGCAGCACAUCUGCUGGGAAUUCAUCUUUGAAAAGGACAAAGCGAAAAGCACCUUCCCCGCCCUCGACAACAGUCCUGCUGCAAAGCAAUGAGAACAGUCAUGUGACCGCCACACAGUCAGUACCUGCAGUUCCUACCGACAGUGGUGUAGAAGUGAGCUCUUCUGAGGGCCUGUCCAGCCCAGAAGCCUCCCUCGGCCCUGGGAACGAACAGUGCGCUGUGUCCCAGCUGCCCGCCGAAGCCCCUGUCUCGGGGUGCCCUGGAACGCCUGAGGCUGCUGCCACAUCUCUGCCCUCUGGAAUAAGCUCUGAUUAUAGCCUUGAAGAGAUAGAUGAAAAGGAAGAACUGAGUGAAAUGCCUAAAGAUGAGGCUGAAAAUACUUUUCUGAAGUCACAAGACAUUCCUACUGUAUCUACUGAUAUAAUAAAUACACUGAAAAAUGAUCCUGACUCAGCCCCUGGCAGUGCUACUGGAGAGUCCUCACAAAACUCCAAAGAAGAAAAACAAGGAACUAGAAACACAGAUGAACAAAGGCCACACAUUGUGGUAUAUAAUUCAAGCGACAAAGAGAUGGCAGUUGACAGUGUAAGAAACUUUAAGUCACUGGACCCAAACCAAGAGAAAGCAGAUCAACAUGAAAUAAUUGUCAUUCCAAAAAACAGAGAAAAUAAUAUGAAAAAUGGAGUGAGGGGAACAGAAAUCAAUGUAGCAGGUGUUGCCAAAAAUAACAACGUGGACAUAGAAGUUGACAGACUAUCAAAUUAUCAGGCAUAUAAAACUGAUACUGCUGGAUGUUACAAAGAAAAUCGUCUUUCUGUUUCAUCAGCACCAGAUCAAAACCUGAUUCAACCCAGUGCAGAAAAGACAAAAAUGCAAGAUGCAGCAAUUCAGACAAUCCCUUCCUGUGACAGUUUUGAUGGGGAUCAGCAAGAUCAUAAUUUGUCUGACGUCAAAGUUGAUGAAAGUGUGCAAACUUCAAGUAACAACAAAUCAACUCAACGCUUAUCUUUGAAACCACAAGAUUCUGUAGAUAUCUCAGGAGAAUUCAGGAGUCAGGGCCCCCUUGUACAUACAGAGGAGCAACUCACCAUAAAAGAUCCAUCUUGUGCAGGUGGUAAUGACAAUCUUUUGCCUCCUGUAGAUGGAACUGAUAAAAAUUCAACAGCUUCUUAUGUAAAGAAUUAUCCAUUUUACAGACAAGAUUAUAUUCCCAAGCCAAAACCUUCAAAUGAAAUUACAAGAGAGUACAUACCCAAAAUUGGGAUGACUACUUAUAAAAUAGUGCCUCCCCGAUCCCUAGAAAUAUCCAGAGAUUGGGAAUCGGAAACCAUAGGGUAUAAAAAUGAUCAAGAGAUACAUACUUUAGGGAAAAAGGACACUUAUGAGAAUGUGAAAGAAACGACAAUCCAAACAGAAGAUCUCGUCAUUUCUGAAAGCCCAAAGGAGUCACAAGCAGACCUGAAAUCAAAGCCGACCCUGAGAACAGAGCAGCAGAUGCAAAGUGAGGAGAGCUUAACCCGCAGCAGAACCGCGAGUCCUCUGAAGCCUCCCAGAAUGACGAGUGACACUGGCACGGCUCCUUUUGCGCCAAAAUUGGAAGAUAUAAACAAUAUUUUGGAGUCAAAAUUUAAAUCGCGGGUUUCAAAUCCCCACUCCAAACCAAGUGCUUUUUUCUUGCAGAUGCAAAAAAGAGUUUCAGAUCACUAUGUGACAUCUGCAGCCGCCAAGAGUGUUCAAGCUGCCUCUAAUCCUGCUCCAAAGGAAUUAAUAAAGAAAGAGGUGGAAAGAGAUACAAUACCUCCUCCAGAGCCAGCUCUUUCUGCCUUAAGUAAAACUAUUCAAUCUCUUCCACAGACACACAUUCAAAACACUGAUGAUGACAGCAAUCAGAAGCCUACUGAAACCUCUCCUUCUCCUGCGGCCUCUCCGCCGCCUCCACCUCCUUCUCCUCCCGUGGCCUCCCCGCUUCCCCCUCCUCCCGUGGCAGCCCCGCUUCUCCCUCCUCCCAUGGCCUCCCCCCUUUCCCCUCCUCCCGUGGCCUCCAAACCUGUUCCUCUGCCCAAGAGUCAGUUAGCAAUGCUGAAUCUGAGAACUCUGAAGACUUUUGGUGCCCCACGACCAUACUCCAGCUCUGCUCCUUCACCAUUUGCCCUCGCUGUGGUGAAACGGUCACAGUCUUUCAGCAAAAGCCCUACAGAGUCAUGCAGUGAGGAGGUCAAGGGUGCCUCUGCCAGAACUCCAACUGAUGCAGAGAAAGGGAAGAUUCCUUCUGUAAAUACAUCUGGGAACAUGCCACAACUAGGUGUGAGUGAUAAGGAAAAUAACUCUGCGCAUAAUGAACAGAAUCCUCAAAUACCAUCUCCAACUGACUGCCCGUCGGUCACCCUUAAGAGGCAAAGUUCUGUGACAUUCCAAAGCUCUGACCCAGAACAGAUCCGACAGAGCUUGCUGACUGCAAUUCGUUCUGGAGAGGCUGCUGCCAAACUGAAAAGGGUUACAGUUCAAUCAAAUACAAUAUAUGUGAAUGGAAAGUCAAGACUCAGCCGUUCUGUGUCCCUUGAUUCCCCGGGUAACCGUUAAAUGUUGCCCUGCCAUGCCACACUUCACCACCUCUGCUGCGCAGAACAACUUCAUACUGAUGGAGAAUGUUAGCAAAUGUAUAUUGAGAUAUACACUAAUAUAUUAUCUAUUAAAGCAUAAGAAUUUGUGCUGUGACUUUUAAUGCCAAAAGAAGAAUUACCAGAAUUUAUAAUUUAUAAUAAUAAGUUUGGCCUUUUUUGCCUUAAGAACUGAAUAUGCUGCUUCAGAACUUUAAGACAAGGUGUUGAUAACUCAUUUCUUCAAAUUAGAAAUAGUCACUUUUUGUUGAUUUCAUUUAUUUUCCACUUAUUAACACAUUAUCUACAAUGGUGACUUAGACAAAAGGAUAAAUUAGGAUUCAGACUUAUUUAUGUGACACCUAAAUAGCUAGGCAAACAUAGAUCUGACAUUUGCUGCCUCAAUGUUACAGUUUAAUUGGAAAUGUUUUUAAGUUAUAUUAAAUCCUGUUUGUGCUGAAAGUUUGAUCUAGAAAACUAAUGAUAUCAAUAAGUAUAUUCAGUUUAACAGUUAAUUUCAGUGAUGAAUCACUUAGUGUGCAGGUCUUAUCUUGCACAUUCUUUAUGUAAUUACAAAGUCAGUGUCAAGUUUAUCAAAAAGCUCAUAGUAUUUUAAUAUUUUAUUAACAUGGACACUUAAGUUUUUUAAUCUUUAGAACUUAAGUUGCCCAAGGAGAAUUUUAAAUAUUUUCUGUAUAUAAUUAUAACAUUAUUGUCACACAGAUUUUGCACAUUUUAUGUGCCAGAAGCCUUAAAAUUCUUCCUGUGAAAAUGUUGAUAUAUUGUGACAGUUAUUUCAAAUUCGAUAUGUAGAGAAGAAUAGGGGUUAGUUUAUGUCCAUAUUGGAAAACUUUAAAAGAUUACUUGGAGGUGUCAGAAAUCCUGGUUUUAAUUAUAGUGAUAAAGUCAUUAUGUAGUUCAGAAGCUAAUAUUCUAAAUAAUAUAUAUUUACAUUAAAGUUAAAAUUGUUAAGCAAAACAAUGCCUAACUUGUUGGCUUGUAACGAUUCUGGGAUCUGAAGCUUGUUGAUGUUCUGUUCCUACCUGAAGAAUUUAAUUGCUUGCUUAUUCUAAAUGCCUUGUCAAACAAACUGAUGUUACAUUAGUUACUGGGAUAUCUGCCUCUUUGGAAAAUAUGUUGAUUUUUCCCCUGUUUAAUAAAAGCAAGUUAUAUAUUUGGGAUGCUUUUUUAAAA